Molecule: messenger RNA, 2075 nt
Organism: Scophthalmus maximus (turbot)
Lineage: Eukaryota; Metazoa; Chordata; Actinopteri; Pleuronectiformes; Scophthalmidae
Product: DNA damage-inducible transcript 4-like protein
Exons: 3
Coding region: 211-789 (192 amino acids)
Biological process (GO): negative regulation of signal transduction
Cellular component (GO): cytoplasm
Source: RefSeq, a predicted model, not a curated record
GUCAGCUGAGCGUGAGGAAGGUAUAAGUAUUCCUUUGAACUUUUCCUCCGCUGCAGUGUGUUUGUUUAGUGAGUGUGGCACGAAACGAGAACAAACUGCGCGAGGAAAUUAUUUAUGAGAAACCGUCUAAAGAAUCCCCCCCUGAAUUAUUAUUCAAGGUAGCGCCGCUCCGACCCCAGGGAAGCGCUCCCGCACCGCGACACCGCCACCAUGGUUGCCACAAGCACGUUGAAGACCAAAAGCGGCGAACGUAUUUCGGAUUUGCUCGACCGACGACACGACCAAGCCUGCAUUGAGAAAGAACUAGAUUUCUGGGAUCACUGCUUGGCUGAGCCCCAGAGGAACGCAGAUGUCGGCGAGGACCGAACCUGUCAACAGCUGGCCAAGAUGUUUGAAAACUCCCUGUCUCGCGCCAAGAAGACAACGCUGCACUGCUCCUCUGUGCUGGUACCAGAGAAGCUGACGCGGCGAAUAGCUCGCGAAGUCCUGCGCCUGGCGUCCGACGAGCCCUGCGGCCUGCGUGGCUGCGUCCUCUACGUCCACCUGGAGCUGGACAAGGGCUGCAAGCGGCUGGAGCGCAUUGUGUACGAUGCCACCGUGGUGCCCACGUUUGAGUUGACUCUUGUGUUCAAGCAGGACGGCACCGCCUGGCCCAGCCUGCGGGACCUCUUUAUGGGAACCUGCUUCGCCCCAACUUUCAGGCGCGUACUUAAACUGAGUCCAGGUUUCCGGCUCGUCAAGAAGAAACUUUACUCCUCCUCGGCUGGUACCGUGGUAGAGGAGUGCUGAACUAUGGGAGGGAUUAGUGUGGAAUGUCGAGUUUCCUGUGGGUAAACGCACUUCUGCCCAAAUGUAAAUGACACUACCAGCGGUGUCAUGUUUUCUACAGUGUUUUUGUACAAUCAGUUUCAGCUGUUAGUAGCCAGUCCGUUCAGUUUGGAACUUGUGGUUUAAAAGCUUGUGCAUACAGUUAAUGAGCCUGAUGAUUCUGCGUUUGGCUUCGGUGUUUGUAAAGGUGCAUUUUUAUCAGCAACAUUGUAAUAUCCUGGAUGAUUUUUCCUCUAGUAAGAGCGUUUGUUACUCAAACACAAUUUUAAAUUGUACAUUUUGCAGAUGAAUGUAGGACUAUGUUCACACAACAUGUUUGAGAGGGACAUACUUUGGGUACACUUUUGUUAAAGACACUAGCCACUUUGUUGUUGCAUCUGAGUGUUUCCAGAUGCAUUGAAUGUGUUCAGCGACAGCAAACGCACCUUUAGGCUUGAAUAGGAGACUGAAAUUUGGGGCCAUAUGUAGCUAGUUGUACAAUGCUGUCUCUUGUGCUGCAGAUGUUUUUAAGACUGAAUGUCUUGUGAAGAUGCUGCUGUCUUGGUGUGGGCUUCUCGCACUUAGGUAAUGUGGAUGCCUUAAAUGUCAUGUCAUGUCUUUUGUUUUUUGUCGUUGUUCACGCCUAUCACAGAUAUUUGUGCAUGUUUGGUAUAAUUGUUUUAUUGCAUUUUUAAUUUUAUACCCUCCCCCCAAACACCUUUUUCAAUGCAGAAACGUUAUAGAUUAUUAAAAGGACAGUUCAGCAAAAUUUAAAAGUGUAUUAUUUGUUAUGUUAUCUGUUAACUGGGAUGUGCAAAGAAAUUACUGAAUGUCCAGCUUUUUUGUCUUUUAAUUUUUUUGUGAAUUCUCCAUAAUUUUUCAUACUUUUUUGAUGCCAUUUGUUGAAGGAAAAUUAGGUCUUGUCUAUUAGACAAUAAAAAAUUUGAACCCUAGAUUAUAUUUACAGACUUGAUUCUGUGUAUGCCAUUUGAUUGUUUGUUCAGCACCCACACAACAUUAGUGUACAUAUUCUGAAGCUGUUACCAAGCCUGCUGCAGUGGGAAGGCAACACAAUACAGACCCUUUUUUUCUUUCUUUUUAGAAGAGGACAAAAGCCUCAGCAAGAUCUGUAGGAAGAAUGUGAUGCAUCAUCCUGACUGCCAUGACAUCUCAACAGUUACUGCCAAACAUUGGUAAUCACUCGACCAGUCUACAGUGUCCUGUAUAGUGUCUGAAAAUAAAGUAAGAACCCCAUCAUGAAUGAUUAA